This is a messenger RNA of Populus trichocarpa (black cottonwood), 2448 nucleotides long. Its product is annotated as condensin-2 complex subunit H2. The record is from RefSeq and is a predicted model, not a curated record. Gene Ontology annotation, molecular function: chromatin binding. The coding region runs from base 227 to 2164 and encodes 645 amino acids. The transcript is spliced from 11 exons. Lineage: Eukaryota; Viridiplantae; Streptophyta; Magnoliopsida; Malpighiales; Salicaceae. Gene Ontology annotation, biological process: meiotic chromosome condensation; mitotic sister chromatid separation. Gene Ontology annotation, cellular component: condensin complex; nucleus.
AAAAAGAAAAAAAUCGGAAACAAAGACAAGCGGGAAAAAAAGGCACCGAAAAUUUUGAACUCACAAAACCGCUUUUGAUUUUCUCACACUUUCUCUCUAAUUUUCCAGGCAGCCAAACACCCUUGAAUUUCCCAACCUCCCCCACUUGUGCCUUUCUUCAAAUUCCCAAAACCCUAGUGCUCCAAAAAGCCCCCCAAAUGAACUCUUAUAUAAUUAUUCUAAAACAAUGAUUAGCAACAACAAAGAAGAACCAAGCAAGUACCACACUGUACAAGCAGAGCGUGAUUUAGAAGCCAAUUGGGAAGUCGACCUUUCAAAAAAGCUCGAAGAUUACUUGUUAAAGAUUUGUUCUGGUGAAAUUGCUGGAAACGAAGAGGAUAGUAACGUCAAUUUCGCUGAAGCUGCUUUAUUGCUUCAAGGUUCAGUUCAAGUUUAUAGCAGGAAGGUUGAGUAUCUAUACAACUUGGUUUUGCAUGCUUUGGAUUUCCUUUCUCAAAAAAGGCAGCAGGAGCAAUCAGAGGGCGCGUCAGUCCAGCCUGAACGAAGUGGUUCCCAAGCAGUUUCUGAAGAAGAUACUGAUCAAUUUUGGGUCUCAGAUGAUGUCCCAGUUGAACCAAGAAAUUACUUAGAUGCUUCAACCAGCAAAGAUGCUUCUUUCUAUCACUUUGUGAAACCACCAGCAAAUCUUAUUGUUCUUGAAGGCGAUUGCUUAGACACCAGUGGUGAUGGCGGGGAAUUAGAGUCAUAUCUGUUAGCCACCAAUGAUCUUUACCAAGACUUUAUUCUCUUAAACCCAUGUGAUGCCAUAGCCGUAAAUGAUUUUUUGAAAGCAGAUGAUACUAGAAAGGCACAAUAUGGUUCUUAUAGGGGCAGCUCAACACGCAAGACCUUUCAAUCCCCGACAAGAUGUUCUGGGGGGACUGCUUAUAAGCCUUCUUUUGGAAAGAAUCGGGAUGCCAAUCCCAUGCAACCACCAGUUGCUGGUUGCGGUUUUCAAGCUAAUGAUUAUAAGACGGGGCCUGAUCCUACUGUCCAUGAUAAUUUUGACAGCAAUCAUGGAUUUGAUAUGGAAGACACACAUUCAGAACCUGAUAAUGAAGAAGAUUUGGAUGAUGAUGAUGAUCCCUGGAAGCCAUUGAAUCCUCAUGAACCUGGGAACUUAAAAGUGAAACCUUUUGAGAAAGUAAAAGCUUUCAGAAGGAAUGGGAAAAAAUCUGCUAAGCACGCAUCUAUAACUACUCUGUUUCCACCUGCAAGGAUGCAUGGUCCUGUUAGUCUGGAUCUCACAGAAAUGUGGGAAGCACGGCAAAACGAACUUGGAAAACAUAGGAACACACAACCUACUCCAUUUUAUGUAAAGCUGAGGAAAUCCCUUACUAAUGAAGGACAUAAUAUUCCUGAUACUUUUGGUACCUCUGGGAAUGACAAUGAAGACAAUGCAUAUUACACUGGGUUCCCUGAUUUCGGGCAGCAUGAUGAUGAGAUUCCGGAAUACAAGGAUGAAGAUUUUCCCCCUCCACGUGAAAAGCAUGAUGAUGGCGCUACUUGCUUUGACACCUAUAAAGAUUUUGGACACGGAGAUCAAAGUUCUCAAGCAAGCCUAGAAGAUCUAUGUCGCUCUCAUCUUGAUGCUCUCCUUGCCAAUAUAGCUGAAACUGAGAAGCAAACUGAAUUGGCUACUCGGGUUUCAUCAUGGAAACAGAAAAUUGAGCAAAACUUGGAAGAACAAGACUCACAUCCGCCAUUCAACAUUCAUGCCUAUGGUGAAAGGAUUGUUGACAAACUCUCUCUUGAAGUGGAUAGCAAAAAUGUCAUGGCCUUUACUGACGUUGUAAAGGGCCAGGAAAAGCAUGAUGUGGCUCGAACCUUCUCCGCGCUUCUUCAGCUGGUGAACAAUGGAGAAGUUGAUUUGGAAAGGAGUCAAGCUAAUGGGGAGUCGUUCUGUUACUCGGCUGUCAAUCCUUUCAAUGUUCGGCUCCUCGGUCAUAAAAAAGAUCAGGAAGGAAGACAAUUUCAAAUGUCCAAAAAGAGAGUUAAAUCACCAAUAAGAAAGAGAGGUCCGAGGCCUGGGAAGAACGGUGGCACUAGUAGGUGCACGCCGGAAGGUAAGAAGAGGCGAAGAUCUCGACUUGUUGAACCAGUUGACUUGCAUUCGACCGGGUGACAAAAUCAUGAUAAGCAAGUUGUACUUUAUUGCUCGAGUUAUUCAAUCCUAGUGCUGAAUGGCUUGGUGCAUUUACAAUGUGAUUGCAUUAUUUCUGACUCAGUAGUCCUAGAGACAAUGGUCAGCUAGCUAGCAUGUGUAAUCUAUUUUUAAUACAUCACGGACUUGCAGGUGAAGGGCCUUGUAAUAACGCUACUAAAUACUAAUUGUCAAGUGUAGCAGUGGAUAAGUUGUAAUUCACUAAUUAAUGUUCAUUUUCAUAAUUAAAUUACAAUUAAAUUAAA